AUGGGAAACAGUUUACGGUGUUGUUUGGCUUGUGUACUUCCUUGUGGAGCUUUAGAUUUAAUCCGAAUCGUACACCUCAACGGCCACGUCGACGAAAUCACUCGUCCGAUGACCGCCGGCGAGAUCCUUGAGGCGAAUCCUAACCAUGUCUUAAGCAAACCAUGUUCUCAAGGAGUUGUCCGUAAGAUCUUGAUCUUGUCUCCUGAUUCUGAGCUUAAGCGUGGAAGCAUCUAUUUUCUCAUCCCGGAUACUUCCUUGCCGGAGAAGAAGAAGACGAAGAAGAAAAGUGAUCUCCGGCGCCGGAGAAAGACUCUUGAAAACGUCAACGACAAUCAUAAUGAUCAUACGAGCACUACUGAUAAAGAUCUUGAUUUGACGUUGUGUGAGAAAUACUUGGAAGAUGUUAUGCUGUCGUCGGAGAAGAAAACGUGUUCGGCCGGAAAAGAGAAUCGCCACCGUCGCAGACAUAGUCGUUCGGCGUCGGUUUCCACGUGGCAGCCUCACCUUGAUAGCAUCGAUGAGGAUCUUAAUUAG
Microthlaspi erraticum is the source of this 534-nucleotide messenger RNA. The record is from the annotation of a GenBank genome assembly. NCBI's taxonomy places the organism in Eukaryota, Viridiplantae, Streptophyta, Magnoliopsida, Brassicales, Brassicaceae.